UGUGGGAGGUGACCGCGUUCGGCCUGUUCCUGACGGUGAUCAUGCUCACAGCGUACGGUGAGAGAAGCCCACUGGCUUACUACAUGACACAGAACGUGAAGGAACAGAUUGUGAAGGGAGACUUCUCAGAUGUCAAGGACUUCGAGUCAUUCUGGAGUUGGGUUCAACACGACCUGAUUCCGACAACACGUUCAGCAGAGUGGUACAAUGGGCAAACCAGGGCAGCAGACACAGUACUUCAGGACAUGUUAACUCAUCCCAUAGAGGCGGUGCAGUUAAGACAAGUACGGCUGAAACAGGGAAAACUUUGCGAAACACCACAGAGAAUGCAAGAUAUAACACCUCUCUGCACUGUGGGCAUCUCUAUACUGACGGAAGAUAUUGACGAUUAUACUCAGGGAUGGAAUCGUCGAAACGAGACCACAAACGUCACAGGUACGGUAACAUGUUCACCGACAUCACCAACAGCUGCUAGUACAGUGACCACGCCUGUCACAGGAGCAAACUGUACAAGCAAUCUAAUAACGGAAGAAAUGGAAACGCCUUGGAAGUACAAGUUUUCUUCGCUGAUUGACACAUGGCUCAUAUCACACAGGCGGUUACGUCACUCCACUGGGAAAGACUCGUGCAUCGAGUCAGCGUUUGUCAACAUUCUUACAGCAGACUGGAUGGUUAGAUGA
Molecule: messenger RNA, 680 nt
Organism: Branchiostoma floridae (Florida lancelet)
Lineage: Eukaryota; Metazoa; Chordata; Leptocardii; Amphioxiformes; Branchiostomatidae
Product: polycystic kidney disease protein 1-like 2
Exons: 5
Coding region: 42-680 (212 amino acids)
Biological process (GO): detection of mechanical stimulus
Cellular component (GO): membrane
Molecular function (GO): calcium channel activity
Source: RefSeq, a predicted model, not a curated record